AUGUUGCAUAUAUCAUCCAAAUCAUAUUUUUCUCUAGUCAUAUUUGCAUUCUCCUUAUUCAAUUUAAUAUCAAAAACUUUAGCUAUAUCAACUGAUAAAUUAGCUUAUUUGAAUCAAUUAGAUAAUAAUAAUUAUUCUACAUUGUCUAAAUUAAUAUCAACUACUAGUCCAUUGUGGAAAAAUUGGAAAAAUCUUUUAUUUACUUUAAUUGCAUUAGGUAUUCCAACAACUUUAUUUUUUUUAAAACCUUCAAUUUUAAAUUAUAUUUGGGAUUCAAUGUUUAAUAAUUCUUCAAGAGGUAAUUUUAUGAAUCGUAGAAGAUUCAGAUUUGAUAAGAAAAAUGAUCCAACUUAUCAAAAAGUUCAAAAAAAAGGUGGUAAUAUUGGUGGAUUAAUAAAUGAUGGUAACACAUGUUUUAUGAAUUCUGUUUUACAAAGUUUAGCAUCAUCAAAUUCAUUAAUGGAUUAUCUAGAUGAAGAAUCUAAAUCAAAAGAAGUAGAUUUCACCAUUGCAUUUAAAAAAUUGUUGGAUCAUUUGAAUUCAAAACAUUUUAGUAAAAAUCAUGAUUAUAAAACAAAUCCAAUGUUGAAAACAAUGACAAAGUCUCCAAAUAAAAAUUUCCUGUUGGGUUAUAAUCAAGAAGAUGCACAAGAAUUUUUCCAAUCUUUAUUAAGUGAAUUAGAAUCUGAUUAUAAAAAAAUACAUUCAUCAUCAUCAACAACAAAUAAAACAGAACCAAUUUAUAAUACCGAGUUACCUUCAGAUGCUGUUCAUGGUAUUGAACAAUUAGGUCAUUUAGGACCUGUUUAUAUUCCAUCUUCACAAAUUGAUCCAAAUUUACAAGAUGCCAAUUUAAAAUCUUCACAAUUUAAUUUGAUAACUCCUGUUGAUGGUUUAUCAGCUGAAAGAAUUGGUUGUUUACAAUGUGGUGAAAUGGGUGGAAUUCGUUAUAGUGUUAUUAGUGGAUUAAGUUUAAACUUACCACCUGAUAAUUAUAGUGCUUUAAAAUUAACUGAUUUAUUGAAAACUUGGAUUGAACCUGAAAUUAUUGAGGGGGUUGAUUGUAAUAGAUGUGCAUUAAAUGCUGUUUUAGAUUAUCAAACAAAUCAUUUACAAAUAUUAGAAUCCAAGGAGAAUAAAAGUGAAAAAUUAAUUGAUUUAUUAAAAACUAGAAUUGGUGAAAUUAAAAAUGAAUUACAAAAACCAAUCAUUGAUGAUGAAAUUUUUAAAAAAUUACAUACUGAAAAUAUGAUAAAGAAAUGUUCAAAAGCAAAACAAAUUUUAAUAAGUCGACCACCACCAUUAUUAGCAAUUCAUAUUAAUAGAUCAGUUUUCGAUCCAAUGACUUAUAGAGUUCGUAAAAAUAAUGCAAAGGUUGUUUUCCCUUUAAAAUUAGAUUUAGAUCCUUUUGUUGCUGAACCAAAUGAUAUUAAUACAGAUGCAAGAUUACCAUUAUCUAAAAAAGUUGUUCAUGAUUUACAAGAGGAAAAUGAAGAUGUACAAGAUGAAGAUGAUGAUCAAGCUCAAGAUCAACACAACCAAUCUUCAUCUUCUUUGGAAACACCAGAAGGUUCAGAAAAGCAAGAUGAUGAUGAAUCUGAAAAACAAACUCAAGAAUCUUUGAAAACAAAAACAACUGAAUUAAACUCAGAUGGAUCAGAUUCUGAUUUAGAUUCUGAAGAAGAAGAAGAAAGAACUUAUCCAACAAAUUCAACAUCUAUACCAACAACUAUAGAAAAACAAGAUUUAUCAGGUCCUUUAGUUUAUGCCUUACGUUCAGUUAUUGUUCAUUAUGGUACACAUAAUUAUGGUCAUUAUAUUGCAUAUAGAAAAUUUAGAGGUGUUUGGUGGAGAACUUCAGAUGAAACUAUUGAUAUUGUUGAUGAAGAUGAAGUUUUAUCAGCACCUGGUGUCUUUAUGUUAUUUUAUGAAUUAGAUUCUUUAAGUAAAGAAGAAGAAGAUUUAGAAGAUUUAGAAAAUGAGGUUCAAGAUGUAAAGAUUUCAGGUGAAUCUGAUGAGGAAGAAGAUAAUGAAGAGGAAGAUUCUAAAUCUGAUAACGAACUAGAAGAAGAAGAAAUUAAUGAUGAAUCUGAAGAAGGUAAUAAUUUGGCGCAAACUAUUGCAAACUUGUGA
Messenger RNA from Hansenula ciferrii, 2133 nucleotides. It is a transcript of the gene UBP1, whose product is annotated as ubiquitin-specific protease UBP1. Bases 1 to 2133 code for a protein of 710 amino acids. The transcript has a single exon. Gene Ontology annotation, biological process: protein deubiquitination. The record is from RefSeq and is a predicted model, not a curated record. Lineage: Eukaryota; Fungi; Ascomycota; Saccharomycetes; Phaffomycetales; Wickerhamomycetaceae. Gene Ontology annotation, cellular component: cytosol; nucleus. Gene Ontology annotation, molecular function: cysteine-type endopeptidase activity; cysteine-type deubiquitinase activity.